Molecule: messenger RNA, 2085 nt
Organism: Maniola jurtina (meadow brown)
Lineage: Eukaryota; Metazoa; Arthropoda; Insecta; Lepidoptera; Nymphalidae
Exons: 5
Coding region: 196-948 (250 amino acids)
Cellular component (GO): nucleus
Source: RefSeq, a predicted model, not a curated record
CAGAGCCGUAAAGCCAGUUGACAAAAAUUAAUUGUUUACCUGUCGUAAAAAUUCGUAAAUUAUUGUUCAAAUCUAAACAAAAAUCAAUUCAAUGUUAUUUAAACUGCUAUUCAAUUAAUUGCCUUUCUCCAAGCUACAGUCUGCACCAGUUUUAAUAAAUAUCACGCGUACUGUGUGAACGCCAAAAUUCAGAAAAUGAGGACUAGUGCACAGCAAUUCGAACAGCUUGUGAAUUUUAUGGAACGCCAUGGCGAUCUUAAUAAGCCUGCUGAUGGGCCGCACGGCAGGAUUCGAGCGAUACAGAUGUGGGAGGACUUGACAAAUCUCCUCAAUCUGGAUGUCAGUGGCGACCAUAAGAGUAUAGAUAAGUGGAAAAAGGUAUGGAGUGACUUCAAGAACAACACGAAGCGCAAGGCGGCAAAGAUCCAGCAAGCUUCAGCCAGUGGAGGCUCGGCCACCAAACUGGCAAUGUCAGAGCUGGAGCAACGCGUGCUACGCAUCGUACAGGCACAGGGUCCUGCCAGCAUGGCAGAAGAGUAUGUAGUGCCAAACAACGAGUGGACGGGUUCGCGCCUAUCAACCCAAAACGCAUUGCUUGUGGAAAAGCCAUUUGACGCAUCCUCGAAGUCUGAUGAGGACAUCAAGGUUCAGAACUUGGGCAGAAGUGGUCACUCGACGCCCAUAGCUUGGGAGAUGAGCGUGUCGCCGGCCGCCAGCCCCGCGCCCGCGGGCCGCUCGCCGCGCUCCCCGCGCGCGCGCCGCGUGUACCGCCGCCACUCGGCGCUGCGGCGCGGCGCGCGCGCUCCCGAAGACCGGAUCGCCCACAUCCUGAGGGUCUUCGCCAACGAGAGCCUCCGACUGCGGCGGCGGGAGCUCGAGCAACAGGCGCAAUGGCAGAGUCUAUUUGGAAAAAUGGUGGAUGUGCUCAAUAAGUUCUUGAACAAAUGAAAUUGUCAUAUCUACCGUGUCAAGUGGAUUUUGCCACCGAGCUUUGUUGGUAACGAAUGGGGGACAUAGUUCGGUGCAUCGGUGGAUGUUGAGAUCCUGAGGUGCUGGAAUGUGCACCGGCACUCGAAAGCAGUGUUGGCGGACCCUUGACUAAACAUCUGGGUUGGUCAGUCUAUGUGUAGUCAAUUAUGCAAACUUUAACAUUUUUUACAACAUUCAAAUAAUCCGGCACUCCAGAAUCAUCAAGCGUGGCAGUCCGAUGCGACGAUGGCGUUAUGAAUUAGAUAAAACUCUUAGGAGACCCAUAGUAGCACAGAAUAGGAAUUGGUGGAAAAAUCGGAGGAAGGUCUUUGCCCAGUCAUAGGACGAUACAGACUAAUUUAGAAUAAGAACAUUAAAAAGUGUGAAAAUAUUACUUUUUUAGGGCUCCGUAUCCGAAGGGUGCCGUCCGUUAGUCUACUCUGCUGUGCGUUAGUCUGUCGGCAGUAUCUGGUAAACUAUAAUAGGUAGAGAGUUGAAAUUUUCGCAGAAUGUGUAUUUAUAUUGCCGCUAUAACAACAAAUAAUAAAAAUUGAAGUGUUAUUUCUCGUACGGUACGGGACCCUUCGUGUGUGAGUCCGAUUCGUACUUGACUGAUCUUAUUUAUUACAAAAAAUUCUAUGACAAACUUUUGAUGUACAUUUUCUAUUGCCUAAUGCCUCAAUAAUGUUUUUCAAAUAAAUGAUUUGUAUUUUUACAAAGGCGACAUACAGUUCGUAUUGCAAUGAACAAGCCUUUAAAGUAAUUAGAGAUUUGAGAAUCUUGUGACCAACCCGGAUUCAUUGCUGGAGAGUGUAUAAUAUAUACAUAUUAGAUCAUAAAAAUUAAUUGCUCUUGACUAGUUUUAAGUGAAUCGUGAAAUGGUGAUAGUUUAGAGCAAGUCAAGGUUUGUUUGGUUUUGCAAGAGUUGUGAUGAACAUAAAAGUUGCUAGAUCACAAAAUAUUAGGUAGUUAGUAUACAAAGCAUUCCGGAGUGCUCUCACAUAAAGGUUCGAAAACAAAAUAUGUUAAGUGGUGAAGUUGUAAUACAUGUAACAAAACUUGUUUCAGAGUUUUAUUUUUAUAGCAUAUAUUUUAAUAAAACUAAUUAAUAAAACA